Messenger RNA from Besnoitia besnoiti, 3990 nucleotides. RefSeq lists its product as uncharacterized. The transcript is spliced from 3 exons. NCBI's taxonomy places the organism in Eukaryota, Apicomplexa, Conoidasida, Eucoccidiorida, Sarcocystidae. The record is from RefSeq and is a predicted model, not a curated record. The coding region runs from base 1 to 3990 and encodes 1329 amino acids.
AUGGCGCCUUCGCCUUCGACGGCGGAGCUCCGCGGUCGCCCGGCCCGGAGGGCGGCGGCGCGGUCUCGCGCCUCUGGUUCCGCGAACAGCGCGCUGGAUUCUCGCCUUUCUUCGGCGCGCGGAACUCUGCACACGCAGCUGGCGGAGUGCUCCCCGCCCCCCUCCUCGCGCCUGCUGCGCUGCGCGGACUCCUCUCGUGACGCCUCCCUCGAGCGCGACAACCCCCUCCCAGCCCCUCUCUCCGGCGCGGCCGAGUCGCUCCAUGGCUCGGUCGCCUCGCUGUCGCCGUCGUCUCCGCUGAUGUUUCAGGAGGAGAUCGUUUUGCUUGCGCAGCUCCCGGCGACGGCGUGGAGUCAGCGGGCGAUUCACGAGGAUCGGGAGGAAUCCGGGGAGGCGCUGGCGGCUGACUUGCGCGUGGCCUCCGCGGGUCGCGAGUCGCCGAGCAGCAGCUUCAUGCCGCACCCCGAGGACCUCUCCGACGCGGGCGGCGGGGGGUGGCGAGACCGCGGGCUGGGCGGCGGCAGCUACUCGCCGCAGCACGCGAGCGAGCGCGAGGACGGUCUCCUGGGGGCGUCCAGCCCGUCGACGCGGCGCGGGUUUGACUACCUGCGGAGCUGGACGUCGCGCGGCAGGUCGCAGUCGAGGCAGGAGGAAGGAUAUGAGUCGCUGCGUGGCCGCUUCUCCGGCAGCCUGUCGCGAUUCUACACGCGGGCGAGUGUGUCGGUUUCGUCGGCUCCUGAGGGCGCGGGCAGACGAGGCCCGCUCGACCUGUUCACGGGCAGCAGGCGCUUCUUUCGUUCGUUCAGUCGCUCGUCCUUUGCGAACCUGGCUUCCGGGCGCGACUCGCUGGUUCCAAACGACGGCGGCGGGUACGCGAGCGGGUCUUCGCUGCCGAUUCGGCUCCGCGAGACGCAGUCGAAGCCCCCGAGAAACCUCGCCGAGCCGUAUGUGUUUCCGGCGACGAGCCCGACCGGCGCAGGCGACUGCGGCGGCACGGACCCUGCGGCGCAAACUCUCACAAACAACCUGCGGGCGAGCAUGCGGCAAGCCUCGCUGCUGCUCCAGCCUCGCCAGGCGACUCGCCCCGCGCCUCUGUACCCGGCGGCCCCUUCGCCGGCGUCUCGCGCGCCGUCGAACGGCCCCGAGCCUCCAGGGGCCCGCGCGGCCUCGCCCCCCGGCUUCUCCGCGCCCGCCGCGGCGACCCGCCCAGGCCAGCGGUUCGCCGCCCCCGUGUGGGGCGAGGGCCUGGGCCGGGCCGCGGCAGCCCGCGGCGGCGGAGACACGGAGGCGGGCGCCAGGCGCGGCUCGGGGUGGCGCGCGGCUCGCCAGGACUCGCCGCAGGGGGCGAAGCGCUCUGCGCGGAGCUCCUCUUCUCCCCCGCAGCCGGGACCGUUUCCAGCCGCGGAACAGCAGGCGCCCCAUAGAGGCGGCUGCCGACAGCGGCGCUCCGCUCAGAGUGUGCAACGUAUGGCCGGUCCGCGCGGCGAGGAGCGGCGGAGCUCCUGGCUCUUCCCUCCCGGACGGCGCCGCCAGACGGACAGCGGAGGGCGGGCGAGCGCCGCCGCGGGAGCGCCUCCUCUCUGGUGGAUGGGCUGCAGGAGGAACUGCGCCGAGGGCGAAGACGGCUCAGAGAGCGUGCGUUCGGACGCGCGCGGCGGAGGCGGCGCAGCGCGCCGCCGCACGCAGUCUCUCGUCCAUAGAGACAGCUGGUGGGGGAUGGGCGGAGGGGACGGCGACGGGCUCGCGGGGAAGCGCGGCCAAGGAAGCGUGCUGGAGAGGACCCUCGAGCAUGUGAAGGAGAUGGCGGCGCUCGAGUUGGAGGACGAUCUCGGCGUCAUGCUGGGAAAGAGACGCGACGCGACGUGGAACUCCGAGCGAACGGGGCGCUGCCUCAGCCUGCUGUCUUGUCUCGGGCAAAUUACGCUCCGCAGCGACGUCAUCAGGCAGCGGCGAACCGGCCGCAGACUCUUCCACAUGGCCUCGCUCAUUGCCUGCGGCGUUCUGGAUGACCCCGAGUGGAUGGACGCCCUCACGGACGUCAAGAAACACAGGGCGGCUAAAGGUGAAGCCCAAAGCGGCUUCAAGCGUGCCUUGGUGCUCCGAGAAAACACGUACCACGGCCUGCUGUGCUUCAUGGUGACGCUCGGCGUGCUGUUUUGCGCCGUGGGCGCCGGCAUCAUCGUGGGGAUGAUCAUGACGUCCUCGAUGCUGAGUCCCUCGGUCGCGCUUCUUCGCAUCGCCUUCUCGCUGCCCCAGUCCCAGCAGCCGCCGCCGCACCCAGACCCGAGCGUGUACGCGGCUGCUGCGGGUGACGCGGUCAGUCCAGACGGAAUCGCCUUCCACACGCGUGGCUUUGCGGGCAAGGUGCCGCUCAAGCGCCUCCACAGAUCUCUGGAGACGGCUACCGCGCUCGACUCGCUGGUGCUGCUCGUCCCUCCGGCGGCGGCCGAGAAAGGCGACGUCGCGGCAGUCCUCACUGGCGGCUUCCUCGCGACCCUCGCCAUCCACAACCAAGGCAUUGAAGCGAAUUUUUCCGCGCUGUUGGAGAUGAGUUACCUGCCGGCUACCGAGAUUGGAGCUUCCUCGUCGGAGGUGUGUUUCACUCCCAAGAACACUGCGUUCCCCUCUCGGUCGUCGCCCGCCGCGCGAACGCUCUCGGCGCGCGAUGCGGCGCUACGCACGAGUGCGUUCUCGAGCGCGGCCCCCCCUCCUCCAGCAAGCAGCUUAGCAUAUUUUUGGAGGCUCGCCUCUGUGGAGCCGCGGGUGGCGCGCACCGCGCUGCAGACGCGUGAAGUGAAACAGGAGCGCGGAGCAGAGGUGUCUUACUGCGAGGCGGUCUGGGAGUCGUUUGGGUCGUCGUCCUUCCUCAUUCCUCUCGACAUCCAACAGCGCACGCCUGCCCAGCUCGAGUCUGGCGCGCCAGUCCUCCGCCACGUAAUCUUAGACCCGGUGCUGAGUCGUCUCCUGCAUGCGCUGGUGGAUUACGCGCCGAACGCAGACGCGACCAAGCGGGACGCCGCUGCCCGGUCGAGCUUCGCGGCGGCUGCAGAAGGCGCGCCUCCCCGCGGAGCUCCCUCCUCACGCCGUCACUGGCUCGGCGACGCGUCUUCGAGUAUCCCGCCGUCCUCCUCCGCUUCCACAGGCGCGUACUCAGAGGAAGGCGACCUGCGCGCCGGGAGCUUGUUCAAAAACAUGGCUAGCCGAGGCGACCAGGCGUACGCGUUGACCGUGACGCCCUCAGUCGACUGGGUGGGGCUCUCCAGCGGCUACAACGAAGUGACGUUUGCGGUGAACUUGAACCGGCGGAUUUCGACGUCCGAGAAGUCGUUUCUCGAGGCGAUCAAGCGGGACUGCGGCACGUCGAAGCGCGUGUAUCUCUCGCUCGCCCUCAAGGGAGUCGUCACCAACACUGCCCUUCAAACUGGUGACGAGCGGAACUGGAUGACCCUCUCCUUCACCCUUCCUUGCGUUCAGGUCGAGGGCAACGACCCCAGAGCCCGCCCCAAGACUGCGGCGCGCGCGGGCUCGCCGGAGUCUGCAGCGACGGGGGCGCGCACGCGGACGCAGAGACACCUGCAGAGCUGGCGACCGCGUCAGGCCGUGGAGGCGAGCGGCGGCAGCGCGCCAGCGGCGUCGCGUCGCGGGGGGAGCCAGUCGAGCAGAGUGACUGGAGGGGCGGCACCCGCCGCCGCCGGGAGCUGCGAGGAGGACAGCGCCACCGCGAAGCCGUUGGGCGCGGCCGCGGUCGACAAAGGGGCUGCCUCGGGCGCGCUCGCCGCGGGUGGCGGGGUGGUUGAUAAGAAUGCCUGGCCGCCGAGGUACUUUUUGUACGACUCGGUGCUCGGAAAGGAAGGCCUGGAGAGAUACAGAGGCGUCCUCGCCGACACACUUCUGCGCUGGGUGCGGAGAAACCCAGUGUGCAAAAUGGUCGUCGACCGGCUUGCCAAAGAAGCCUGGACGCCGCUCAAGGAGUCCACCGUGAUUCAGUGA